Cryptomeria japonica (Japanese cedar) is the source of this 1458-nucleotide messenger RNA. RefSeq lists its product as uncharacterized. Bases 89 to 1138 code for a protein of 349 amino acids. Lineage: Eukaryota; Viridiplantae; Streptophyta; Pinopsida; Cupressales; Cupressaceae. The record is from RefSeq and is a predicted model, not a curated record. The transcript is spliced from 9 exons.
ACCCAAAUAAGAACAUAUUUUACAACAAUAAUAAUACUAAGCAUCGGACACGCAUUCAGAGCUUCAACUUUCCAGCGAAGAAGCUCCAAUGGCUACUGUGGCCAACAUAUCAGUGACCAGGGUCUUCCAUUCCCCCUGUUCCUGCGCUUCUUCGACGUUGCGUUCCUCACUUUUGCCAUCUUGGCCCUCCGCCAAUUUGGCGUGUGUUCCACUAAAUUUGUCCACAGUUACCAACUCCGGGAACUUUAAAAGGCCCCAAACAUUGCAGAAAUGGCGGAGAAGUGCGAAGUACGUGAGGUUUGAGGUAACUCCAACGAAGCAAACAGAGCCAGACGAAAAUGACUCUUCUUCUAGUGAAGUGUCCGACGAGAGUGUCUUGCCAACUAAUCUGGAGGGAGCAGUUUUACAGUCAAGUCAGUCAAGUGCUAAAUUCAUUUCAGCAGGUGGCAUGAGAGCUAUAGUAGAAUUAUUGCUUCCAGAAUUAGAAUUUCUGAAUGAUGAAGGUGCUCAAGAGGAUCUAUGGCAAUUGGCAAAGCUUUACUUGGAGUCAUUAAGGAAGGAGACAGGAGAUCAGCGAUUGAAAGCCAUUUUUCCAGAUGCUGGGGCUGCUGCUCUUCUAAAGCAUUGGUGGAAAGAUGCAAACUUCAGCUUUGCCAGCCUAAAUGAUAGGAAACCAGUUGCAGAUGAGGAUGAAAUUAUUGUCAUGAUUGCUCCUGAUUACCAAAUGCUACAGAGUGUUGAACGGAUUGCAUCUUUAUUGUCUGACAACUCGCCAAGACCACUUGUUAUGUGGAACCCUCGCCUAUUUAGUGGAGAUGUUGGAAUUGGUCUUAAUGUGAGACGCCUACGAGAGACAUUUUUGAGCACUUUCACUGUGGUUUACUCAAUGAGACCCUUUCCAUCUGGUGCAGUUUUUAGGUGCUAUCCUGGACUGUGGCAUGUAUUUCUGGAUGACGAGGAAAGACCAGGUCAUUUUAUUUUGGCUAAAGAACAAGCAAGGCGCCCUAAUUCUGAUGAUCUUGAUAUAAUCUUCUUAGGAGGGGAAGCUGAUGAUCCAGAGGAAAAGCCGUCUUUCUUUUCAGAGGCAGUAAAUAUGUUUAGUUCUUUUAAUCGUUUCAUGAGGUCACUCUCAAAAUGAUCAAUUUAACCCCUAAACACAAAAAAGAAAUAGCAUAUAAGCGACAAACAGACAUAUGGUCUUUCAGGAACAUUUACAAUAUAGCAAAUUUAAAUUAUUCAUUUGUUUACCAUAUUUAAUGAGAACAUGUUUAUUGUGAAAUCGUUGUCCUUGUAAGUCUUGCAAAAUAUUGCAACAUGGAAUGAAGUCAUAGAAAGGGACAUUUCAAGUCUCAAAAUUUUAGAUGAAAGAGUAAUUGUUUCAAUAUCGACAUCAAAUGAAGUAUAAGGUCUCUUGUAUAUGUUGACAAUUUCAAUGAGAUAAACGCACAUUUGUCAUUA